ACUCCCAUUGGGUGUGGGUUUCUAGAGAAGCUAAUCAGCGUGGCCGUGGUUCCCGGUUAUUAAGUGACCGCAGAGCUACCCGGACUCAGCGUCGCCUCAGACUCCGAGGAUGAGGGUCACGGCGCCCCGAACCCUCCUCCUGCUGCUGUCGGCGGCCCUGGCCCUGACGGGGACUCGGGCGGGCUCCCACUCCCUGCGGUAUUUCUACACCUCCGUGUCCCGGCCCGGCCGCGGGAAGCCCCGGUUCAUCGCUGUCGGCUACGUGGACCACACACAGUUCGUGCGGUUCGACAGCGAAGCGGAGAAUCCGAGGAUGGAGCCGCGGGCGCCGUGGAUGGAGCGGGAGGGGCCGGAGUAUUGGGAGCAGGAGACGCGGAAGGUCAAGGACCACGCAGAGAUUGACCGAGUGGACCUGGAGACCCUGCGCGGCUACUACAACCAGAGCGAGGGCGGGUCUCACACCAUCCAGUGGAUGUACGGCUGCGACGUGGGGCCGGACGGGAACCUCCUCCGCGGGUAUGAGCAGUUCGCCUACGACGGCGCCGACUACAUCGCCCUGAACGAGGACCUGCGCUCCUGGACCGCGGCGGACACGGCGGCUCAGAUCACCCAGCGCAAGUGGGAGGCGGCCGGUGCGGCGGAGGGAUACAGGGCCUACCUGGAGGGCAGGUGCGUGGAGUGGCUCCGCAGAUACCUGGACAACGGGAAUGACACGCUGCAGCGCGCGGAUCCCCCAAAGACUCGUGUGACCCACCACCCUACCUCCGACGGUGAGGCCACCCUGAGGUGCUGGGCCCUGGGCUUCUACCCUGUGGAGAUCACACUGACCUGGCAGCGGAAUGGGGAGGACCAGACCCAGGACACGGAGCUGAUAGAGACCAGGCCUGCAGGGGAUGGAACCUUCCAGAAGUGGGCAGCUGUGGUGGUGCCUUCUGGAGAAGAGCAGAGAUACAUGUGCCAUGUGCAGCAUGAGGGGCUGCGGGAGCCCCUCACCCUGAGAUGGGAGCCCUCUUCCCAGUCCAGCAUCCUCAUGGUGGGCAUUGUUGCUGGCCUGGUUCUCCUUGGAAUUGUGCUCACUGGAGCUGUGGUUGUGAUGUGGAGGAAGAACAGCUCAGGUGGAAAAGGAGGGAGCUACACUCAGGCUGCAAUUAGUGACAGUGCCCAGGUAUCGGAUGUGUCUCUCACAGCUUGUAAAGUCUGAGAUAGCUUCCUUUUGUGGGACUAAGUGUUUGAGCCUCCCAUUUGUGAAUUCAAGAUAAUUGUGGUAUAUGUACACCAUGGAAUAUUAUGCAGCCAUAAAGAAAGAAGGAGACUUUACCUCUUUCAUGUUGACAUGGAUGGAGCUGGAACAUAUUCUUCUUAGUAAAGUAUCUCAAGAAUGGAAGAAAAAGUACCCAAAGUACUCAGCCCUACUAUGAAACUAAUUCAGGGCUUUCACAUGAAAGCUAUGACCCAGUUACAACCUAAGAAUAAGGGGAAGGGGGAAAGGGAGGGGAGGGAGGGGGGAGGUGGGUGGAGGGAAGGAGAUUGGUGGGAUUACACCUGCUGGGCAUCUUACAAGGGUAUAUGUGAAACUUGGUAGAUGUGGAAUGUAGAUGUCUUGACACAAUAACUGGGAGAAUGCCAGGAAGGCUGUGUUGACCAGUGGGAUGAAAAUGUGUCAAACGAUCUAUGAAACUAGUGUAUGAUGCCCCAUAAUCAUAUCAAUGUACACAGCUAUGAUUUAAUUAAAAAAAAAAACCCCUCUGACUUCUUCUGCAAAUGCUUCUGAAUGAUUCUGCAUCCCUGUUUGCCCCUACCCCUCGGUUCCUGGUAACCCUUUCUCCCACACUCACCUGUGUCCCUUCCUGAUUAUUUUUCCUGUUGCAGAGAGGUGGGGGUGGGAGGGCUCCAUCCCUGUCUCAACUUCAUGGUGUACUGAGUUGCUUCUCUACUGAAAAUAAUAAUUUGAAUAUAAAUUCAUUUCUCAAAUUCUUCCUAUGAGAGAGGGAAGAGGGGAAAUAAAAGGAAGACCUGAGAACCUUCCAGAAUCUG
Molecule: messenger RNA, 2034 nt
Organism: Nycticebus coucang (slow loris)
Lineage: Eukaryota; Metazoa; Chordata; Mammalia; Primates; Lorisidae
Product: patr class I histocompatibility antigen, A-2 alpha chain-like
Exons: 8
Coding region: 110-1201 (363 amino acids)
Biological process (GO): antigen processing and presentation of endogenous peptide antigen via MHC class I via ER pathway, TAP-independent; antigen processing and presentation of endogenous peptide antigen via MHC class Ib; immune response
Cellular component (GO): external side of plasma membrane
Molecular function (GO): peptide antigen binding; signaling receptor binding
Source: RefSeq, a predicted model, not a curated record